Molecule: messenger RNA, 2597 nt
Organism: Paralichthys olivaceus (Japanese flounder)
Lineage: Eukaryota; Metazoa; Chordata; Actinopteri; Pleuronectiformes; Paralichthyidae
Product: resistance to inhibitors of cholinesterase protein 3
Biological process (GO): synaptic transmission, cholinergic; protein localization to cell surface
Cellular component (GO): neuron projection; neuronal cell body; intracellular membrane-bounded organelle
Source: RefSeq, a predicted model, not a curated record
AUUGUGAAACGUCUUCCUCCCGGAAGUGUUCCUGGUGGCAGCAGAGUGGAGCUCAGCUGUUCUGGGACCAGCAGUGUGCUGUUACUCCUCUAAUGGCGCCUUGUGUCCACUGUGUCUCCUCCUAGCUACACCCUCGCCGCCUCCUGCUCCCCCCUCGCCGCCUCCUCCUCCCGCAGCGGGCCGCAGUGAGCGCUUCUCGGCGGCUGUGCUCGGCCGUCGUGUGCAGGAUGGUGGUGUCCACAUCCCAACAAGUCGCCCUGGCUUUCACCGCCGUGCUCUUCACCUUCGUCGUCCUGCCGAGGAUGUUCGGCGUCGGCAGCGGGACCGCGGCCAAAGACACGAGGUUCGAUUCCCGCUACUCCAGGAAAGGUCCGGGUCCAGGCGGAGUCCGAGGUCAGCCCAUCAACGUGAACGGCCCCGGCGCUCCUCAGACCGCUGAGAACGUGCAGCAGAUGAAGAAGCUGAUGGAGCAGGAGCUGAAAACGGACAAGUUCAAGUCCAACAACAACAACAAGGGCUACGUGUUCACACUGAUGCCUCUGUACGCCAUCGGAGUCGGAGUGUUUGCAGCCUACAAGUUUCUGAAGAUCAAGUCGGCAGACGACCAGGCACAAAGAGACAAAUUAUCAAAAGGGGCCAAAAAAUCAGUGGAGGCAGAAAACCAGUUGAACGAGCUGGAACAAAGACUUGCGCAGACUGAGAGGAUGCUCAACUCCAUCCUCACACAGCUGGACCCGCUCACUAACUGUGUGAAGUCAGUGGCCCAGGAGCAGAAAAACGAGAUCAUGUCUCAACUACAAACCAUCCGCUACCUGAUGAAGAAGAGAGGCAUGGACUGUCCACCGCUGAACAUCAACGAGGCCUCCUGUGAGCGUAACCUGGAUCACCUCAUCGAGUCCCUUGGGGCCAAUGACUUCUCUGCAGCGGAUGCUUCGUUGAGGAAGAGUGAGGCCUCUGGAGCAGCAGAGACCUCGGAAAAAGACUAUCAGAAGAACUCAGAAGCGAAAGAUGAAGCUGCAACAGAAGGUGAAGAGAUGAAGGAGCUUGUACCAGAGGAAUCUGAUGGGGAAGCAGAAAAAGGAGAUAUGUUGGAGGAUGAGAAGGAGCAGGAGGAGGAGGUGGAAGAAGAAGAAGAGGAGGAAGAAGAAGAGGAGGAAGAAGAGCAGGAAGAAGGACUGGAGGACCGUGAGCUCAUGCCUUCAUUAGAGGACUCUUAUGAGCCAAACACUGAGGAGGUGCCGUCUGCAUCCGGCCUCAGGCGACGCAACAGGCCUGAAUGACACGAUGCGCGACUUCUGCACUGAAUAGAAAUGUAAUAGGUUAUUCUGAAUAUUUAUUAUCUGAAAGGCUUUCCUUCCAAAAUGCUGUGUACUUAUUCAUCACAGACACAUAAGGCAUUAACAAGAAGCAUUAACCUCAUAUCCUAUAUCAUAGACAUUGGGCUAUAUUUUCCUGCUAUGGACACAAAGACAAGCACAAACUAUAGAUCUUGUACACACCACAAGGUAUAUGCAAGUGCAUGUGCUAUUUUUAGUUCUAAGCCUAGAGUGUGCUUCAAUAUCAUGGUUUUCUAUAGUAUCAAACUAACCCAGUGAUAGUUGGUUAUAGAUCUAUGGGUGCAUUGUGAACAGAAACGGCCAAUUGUCAGCAGCCAGUUUGACAAAAUGUUGAACUAAAAUAACACAGCAUAUACAAACUUAACUCAAGCUGCACCAAAUAUCGCACACUCUUAGAUAAAACUCCCUUAAAUGUCCCUGUUUUUUUUAACCAAGAUCCAUGAUUUAUUCUUUAACAAAUCAUUGAAAAUGAUUAAAAAAAAAAACUAUUUCUCAAUGUUAAAGAAAGUCAAAAGAAGAUCCUGGAUGUAUCCCCUGAUCUGGAUUUGCAACCAGAAUGUAAUGGAUUCUUCCCUGACUCGUUCCACAUCCUCCACAGAGUUUUGUGAUGAUCACUCUAGUUGUUUUUUUUUGCAUAAUCCUGCUAAAUAAUACAAGUUAUGAAAAUGUAGUGUUUGGUUUUAGGUGUCUGUGUCGUUUUUUUUAGUUUAGUUUUAAUCACCUGCUGCAGAGCCUUCCCAUCCUCAUGCUGCUGUAUCCAUCUUUUCACAGUAAUGAGGCUCAGAUGGGCUCCACUGCUUGGGGAUGCAGUUGCCCACAGAGACUUUGAAACUUUGGAAACAUCUGCUCUAAGAUAUCAAAGCUACUGCUGAAUCUAGAAAUACCAGUUUAUGUGUGGGGAAAUAGUUUGUAUCCCUCAGAAAAACCAAUGCCUUGUGAUGCCUCAUUAGCAGGAUGGGACUGCACCGUGUUGGCUGCACUGGGCACAAACAUCCAGAAGAGCUGUAAAUAUCACAGGGUGUUUAACGAUGGGGAAAACGCCAACAUAGCUCCUUUUACUAUUGCUUGUUGUUUUACUCUUUGUGCUCACAUGAAAAUAGAGCCCACUGUCCUGUAGUCUCCUGUUGUCAGUCAUUUUAUAAUAAUAAUUAUCACAUUUUAAAUCAGAAUUACCAUAUUUAUUUUUAUCAGCACAGACAUCGAUUCAAGUUUUUAACCUGUCAGAAAAAGCCAAACAUUUCAAAACAUCUAUUCUCCAGG